Molecule: messenger RNA, 2430 nt
Organism: Stegostoma tigrinum
Lineage: Eukaryota; Metazoa; Chordata; Chondrichthyes; Orectolobiformes; Stegostomatidae
Gene: rd3
Product: retinal degeneration 3, GUCY2D regulator
Exons: 4
Coding region: 566-1159 (197 amino acids)
Source: RefSeq, a predicted model, not a curated record
AUCUGGGAAGUAAUUGUUACUAUCUACUUAAUGACCCAUGUCCCAAUUUCGUGCUGAUGAAACAAGAUAAAGAUGACUAACUGCCCGUUUGUUUGGAUGUGCAUGAAUUCUCGCCUACCUUAUCGCACCGUGACUGCAACUUCACCGAGUCCCUUUCUAUCCAAGGUUGCGCAACAAGGUUCGCUACAGACAAAGCUUAUUGUGAAAAUCGGCUUAGACAGUCUCUAUAGCAACUGCGAAUCAUAACAGAAGAGUGAGGGCUUCAUCAGUGAAUCAUCUUCGUGAUGGUAAAACAGAGGCAAAUAGGUCCUGAGAAGGAGGACUGUUACCAUUCUCUUUCUGACCUGGUCCGCCCAACGCUCACUUUGAACAUCAAAAAACUCGAAAUCCCUGCAUGGCAUCUGAUUGAAUAUUCCACAUCCCAGGCAGAUCAACGCACUUUCAGAUGGCUUCUAAAUAAGGAGGCUCGACUCUUGACGAGAAUUUUUCAGGCCUGUAUCUACUUUGUCUCUCCAGAAAAGCUGGAAGAUCUGUAAAGCCAUUUCGAAUCCUGCAUCAGCGAACAAUGCCAAUAACAUCCUGGUUCAAAUGGAGCAAGCCUAUUCAAAAUUACUCCCAGAGGAACCCCACAGAUGUGAUCAUUGAAACCCUCAUGAUGGAACUUAGCUGGCAGAUGAAACAAGCUGAGAAGAUGCAGAGAGAACGGGAGAAUGAGUACAGGAGAAUAAAAACAGGAGUAGAUUACAGCUGGCUGAUCAGUCACCCCAAACAUAGUUACGAAAUGUCUCCAAGAAUGAGGCUAGAACUUGAAGAGGCUUGUUCCAAAAUCCACCCUUCUUACUGUGGGCCUCUGGUACUUAGGUUUCGACAGGUAAUUGCUGAAUAUGAGCCAGAAGUUCAUGAAGUAGUACAAUUAUUCCAGGCUGUUCUUCAGGAUGCUUUAGAGCAAAUGAAACAAGAUCAAGAUACCAGUAAGCUAACCAGGCAAUGGAACAAGAAACAGACAUUGAGUCUCUCCACAACAUUGUUUAAAUCACGAGUAAGGAUAUAUCCUUUCAGCAGUAAUAUCAAGACAGUGUCAGAAGAUGUGGAGCAAGACUUUGAGUCAGCCAGACGAGUAUGGAGUAUGCCGGAAUUCAAAACUGCUCACGAUUUCUGAGGGAGUGCACAAUUUCUACUUUCUAACAGACAUUUUGCUGUAGAGGUGAUUAGAUAUCAUAUUUAAACACUAAACACUAGAUUGAUUCUUGUCUUUCAGUGAUGUGACCGCUACGAAUGUGCAUGGCUUGCCCACUGUGAGCUCACAGAUAUGAAGCUGAGUUACUUAUUCUUGAGAAUGGAGAUGGAAUUUGUUUCUGGCUAAACUGUGAAAUGAAGGAUAAUAGCUUAGAUGCUUGCUUUAAACAGUAACUGAUUUUCAUCACUAUUGAAUACUAUCUGCACUUACUGAGGAUAAUUAUGAUUUAUUAGAAUAUUAUAUUGGUAUUCUGUCAGUUUUUUGAGGACUAAUAAAAAAUCUGUCAGUACUAUAAGUAAUCUCACUGUAAUUCUUUCCAUAGAUGCGUGUCUCUACAGCAUUGUCAAAGUGAGAAAUCCAGAAACAUAUGUUGAUCAUUUUCAGACGUAUUUUGUAAUGCUCCUUCGUACCGUGCAUCUUGUUAAGCAAUUUGAACAGUUAGAAAUCAUUUUUAUUUUCAUUGUCAUCAAAUAUCACGAGUGCAUGAUAGUCAAGAAUAAGCAGCCAUGUGACUUUCCUCCUGGAGCCACUCCAACCCUCUCUCAAUCAACAUAAGGUUUCAAAUAAGAGUUACAUUCAUUUUUCAGGAAAUUAAAUACUAAUGGAAUGCUUUGUACCCUUAGGAAUUGUAUUUUUUUGACGGAGAGUGAUCUUUCCCAAAGAAUGGGAAAGUUCAUGAUGUAUUCAGAUCAAGUGAGGCAUUUGAGACUAAAACUGGGGAAAAGAUGGGAUUUAAACUCAACCAAAUAAACUUUAUUUCAAUUCUUGUUGUUAAGCACUUCUGAACUUCUAUUGCAUAGCAUUUCCUGUACCAUACAUCACCCCACCUCAAUAGAUUAACCAUGGAAUCAGUUCCAAUAAGCCAUUCAACAAAUAGGCAACUGGUUGUAGGAGAGUUUGUUAAAAUAGUUCUCUCCUUUGUUUAGUAGAAAUUUAGGGCUACGUUUUACCAAAAAUCAGCUAACAUGAUAUUAACACUGACAAAUGCAGGUAAAAAAUUUAAGAGGGAGAGUGGGUAAGAUGGGAAGAGUAAAGGUUUGCUGUUAAACAGACCUUAGAAUCCUUGAGGUGAUAGAUUCAUAACUUGAGAACACAGCUCAGUUCGCAAUAAACAACUGCACCUCCCAGUCGCGAGCCAUUUCAACUCCCCCUCCCACUCCUUAGACUACAUGUCCAUCCUAGGCCUCCUGCAG